Messenger RNA from Aureobasidium vineae, 1086 nucleotides. The record is from the annotation of a GenBank genome assembly. Lineage: Eukaryota; Fungi; Ascomycota; Dothideomycetes; Dothideales; Saccotheciaceae.
AUGGGUGGCGAUCUGAACUUGAAGAAGUCAUGGCACCCCGUGCUCAUGUCCAACCAGAAGCGCGUCUGGGAAGAAGAGAAGAAAGCACUGGACGAGCGCAAGAAGAUCGACCAGGUGCUCAAGGAGCGCGCCGAGGAACGCCAAAUUCAGGAACUACAACAGAUGCAAGAGGCCGCUGGCGGCAGGAAGCGUGUCGACAGAGUAGACUGGAUGUACGGCGGUCCUUCAGAUGGCCAGAAAGGAACGACUGAAGAGAUGGAGGCAUACCUGCUUGGAAAGAGGAGGCUAGACGGACUUGUCAAGAGAGAUGCAACCGAAGCCAUGCAACAAGCUGCUGCCGUAGGUCCCUCGGCUCUGCAGAUCGCCAACAAGCAGAGAGACACGGCAACGAAACGCAGACGCCACGAUGACUACAGCGACGAUGAGAGACGUUCAUCCCACAAGCACCGAUCACACCGCCGACGUUCGCCCUCAUACUCUCACUCACGAUCACCUGAACGCAGAAGGAGAGAUGACAAGCGCGACGACAGACGUGACGAUGACAGACGUUCUUCUCGCAAGCACGACUCGCAUCGUCGCAGUAUUUCACGCUCCCCAGACUCGCGUAGACGAAAGUCAUAUCCUAGCCCGCGACGCUCAGAUUCGCGUUCUCCCUCUCGCAAACAUAGAGAAAGGGAUAGCAGACGACGUUCGCCUUCCCCUGUGCGAUCAAGGACAGAACGAAGAUCUCCCUCGCCUAGACGUCGUGCAUCACCAAGCUACGAACCUUACAACAAUCGCGGUUCUAGACCUUCAAGAAACGACAGAGACGACCGUCUACCCAGACUCUCCAGAGAUGACAACCGCCCUGUGAGACAAGAACGGCCCGCUUCUCCUGACCGCGAAGCAGAACGCUUGGCCAAACUAGCAGCCAUGCAAUCUAAUGCCACCGAAUUGGAGGCCGAUCGCAAGAAGCGUCUAGCCGAGCUGGAAGAGCGGAAAUUCGUUGGACAACUAAGGAGUCAGGCCGAUAUGGGCGAGGGUGGCGGUCUGGGUGCCAGGCUGGCUGGCAGGACUGGAUUGCAAAGGCUGGCUGGAGAUGAGUAG